Myxozyma melibiosi is the source of this 2918-nucleotide messenger RNA. RefSeq names its product AMP deaminase. The record is from RefSeq and is a predicted model, not a curated record. The coding region runs from base 66 to 2717 and encodes 883 amino acids. Gene Ontology annotation, cellular component: cytosol. Gene Ontology annotation, molecular function: AMP deaminase activity. Gene Ontology annotation, biological process: AMP metabolic process; IMP salvage. Lineage: Eukaryota; Fungi; Ascomycota; Lipomycetes; Lipomycetales; Lipomycetaceae. The transcript is spliced from 5 exons.
AAAAAACCGGUGAUCGCAUCCUUUUUGCUUUUCCGCCCUUUCACACUUCCAAAACACUCGCAACGAUGUCGAAUAUGAUGCGGGUUCUUAGCGAUGAAGGGGAUGAGUUCCAGCAUAUCAGACCUGAAGAGCAAGCAAGCGAUGACGACCUGCCGCAGUCUCCAUCUUCGGCCGGCACUCCCUUUUUCUCGUACGCCGAAGAUCGUGCCUUUACCGAUCUCGAUGCAAAAUAUUGGGCUCAAGCUCAUCCUCCUGCGAGCUCUCCACCUGCGAGCAUGAGCUUCCGGCGCUCAUCAGCGACUCCCAGUCUGACACCCAGUCAGUCGGCCCUUUCGGACUCCUUCAGAUCCCUGCAUCUGGAUAAUCACUCACGCAAUAGCACUACCGAAGGCAGUUUUCUGCUGGAGCGCAAUGCUGAAAGAUCACCGGUGCGGACUAAGACUCAGUCAGCGUCUUCUGUCGAUGAUCCUUACCUGAAGCCCGCUGGGCCAUCUGGACUUGGAUUGCCGGAGCAGAGAGAUUCCGCCAACUCUUCCCGACCCCAAGGCGCCGCGGAGUAUAUCACCCAUGAUGAGGAUAUGGAUAUCGAGUUGCAAAUGAUAUGCAAAUCAGUUCAGAAGUGCCUUGAAAUUCGACACAAAUACAUUUCACGGUCUAAUCAAGGUCCCAGAGACAAUCCUCGUGAUCAACCUGACUGGAAAAUCUAUCCGGCUCCUCCGGCGCCUUCCUGGACUGCGUCCAAGGAGCCCCGAACGAAUAAAGAAGAAGACUCGGUCUCUCAAAUGAGUCCAUCGAGGCCUGAAGGCGCUGAUGGUGUUGGAUGGGAUUUCAAUUUUGAAGCUUGCCAUAUUCCUGAGAUCAAGGACGAUAUCGAGUUCUCACUUGAUAACACCGGUGUGUAUCAAGUUUCUAAGAACAUUGAUGGACACCGAUCCAAUAUCGUCCAGGUUCCGUCGAUUCGCGAAUACUAUAUGGAUUUGGAAGAGAUCAGUAAUACCAGCUCGGAUGGACCUUCGAAAAGUUUUGCCUUUCGACGGCUGCAGUAUUUGGAGGCUAGUUGGAAUCUUUAUAUUCUCACGAAUGAGUAUCAAGAGCUGGCUGAUACCAAGCGGAAUCCCCACCGAGAUUUCUACAAUGUCAGAAAGGUCGAUACUCACGUUCACCACUCUGCAUGCAUGAAUCAGAAACAUUUACUCCGAUUUAUAAAGUCCAAGAUGAAAAAAUGUCCUGAUGAGGUUGUCAUUUUCAGAGAUGGUAAACUUCUUACACUUCAGCAAGUGUUUGAAUCGCUCAAUCUUACUGCUUAUGAUCUCUCGAUCGAUACACUCGACAUGCACGCCCAUCGAGAUACUUUCCAUAGAUUUGACAAGUUCAACCUAAAAUACAAUCCAAUUGGUGAAUCUCGACUGCGCGAAAUCUUUCUGAAGACUGAUAAUUAUAUCAAAGGCAAAUAUCUCGCUGAGCUAACGAGAGAGGUAUUUUAUGAUCUUGAGCAAAGCAAAUAUCAGAUGGCAGAAUACCGCAUUUCCAUAUAUGGCAAGAGCCUCAAUGAGUGGGACAGACUUGCUGAAUGGGUCGUGGAUUACAAGCUGUUCUCGUCUAAUGUCCGUUGGCUCAUCCAGUUUCCCCGUCUUUAUGAGGUGUAUAAGGCGACUGGUAUUGUGAAUAAUUUUGAACAAAUCAUCAAAAAUAUAUUCCAACCUCUGUUUGAAGUCUCAAAAGACCCUUCGAGUCACCCAAAGCUUCAUGUCUUCCUGCAAAGAGUGAUUGGAUUUGACAGUGUCGAUGAUGAAUCGAAACCGGAGCGAAGGCUUUACAGAAAAUUCCCCUACCCCAGUGAAUGGACCACAGCGCAGAAUCCUCCCUACUCUUACUAUUUGUAUUACUUAUAUGCGAAUAUGACAUCUCUCAAUGCUUUGAGAAAAGGCAGAGGCUUCAACACGUUAGUACUUCGUCCGCAUUCUGGAGAGGCUGGAGACACUGAACAUCUGGUUUCAGCAUUUCUUAUUGCUCACUCGAUUUCACAUGGAAUUUUGUUGCGUAAAGUUCCAUUUCUUCAAUACCUGUUUUACCUCGACAAGGUUGGAAUAGCUAUGUCGCCAUUGAGUAACAAUGCACUGUUCUUAGCCUAUGACAAGAACCCAUUCUUCAGUUACUUCAAACGCGGCCUCAAUAUUUCUUUAUCAACUGACGACCCUCUUCAAUUUGCUUACACGAAAGAGGCUUUGAUUGAAGAGUAUUCAGUAGCUGCUCAAAUCUAUCGUCUGUCCUCUGUUGACAUGUGUGAGCUUGCAAAGAAUUCCGUGCUGCAAAGCGGAUUUGAAGCUGCGGUCAAAGAGCAUUGGCUUGGCCAGGGUUUUGAUUUACCAGGUAGUUUGGGAACUCAUGUUGAGAAGAGCAAUGUGCCUGCUGUACGGGUGGACUACCGUCAAAUGGCGCAUGAUCAGGAGCUUUCCCUUGUCUAUAAAUACUCAGAAGCUUCGAAAGACCAAUCUCAGCCUUCUGUUGGCAGCAAGAGCAUCUCUUCAGUUUCGACUGAACUCAGCAAUAAUAGCAGCUCUCCGGAACAUACUUCUCAUCUUGAUCCAAUUGGUAGACGUCCGUCUAUGACAAGCAAUUUUCAAAUUCCUGAGACUCAUGGAUUUCCUGGCCUAAAGCAUCAAGCUGUCAGUCGCCGAGCAACUUCUACAGCACUCACAGAGCCGUCACCUCACUAAUAUUAGUUAGAAUUCCUGUUGAUGAUUGUCAAUUACUGACGGUUCAUAGGAUAUGUAGUUUAUCUUUGCUUGAUUUGUGAUUAUGUCUUAGAAUAACUCAGUUAUGUACUUCCAUACUAUGAUUAUCAUCUAUGCUUCAUCAGUAUGAAUAUGAACUCUUGGUUAUCAGUGUAUCAGUUAUAUUAUAUAGAUAGUUUGCUA